UUAGCACAAAGAAGAACACGUGUAGUAGGCGGAAGGCGCUGAACCACAACUCGCAACUUUGAGCCUUUGUUAUCUGAAUGCUUUGUCGUUUCCCUGGAAGAUCCGCAGCUUCCAGUAAGACGCAGCCGUAACUAAAUAAUCAACGUGCAUUCCUACGCGUCUCUUUGCGACCUAAGCGCCAUUUUGUCGUCUUUUCGCGAGGAGAAGUGCUGUUAGCCGACUUGCUAACUUCCGUACAUUAGCGAGUUUGUUGCGAUCAUGUCCGGCGUCAUCCGUGGACCCGCGGGGAGCAACGACUGCCGUAUCUACGUGGGGAAUCUCCCGCCAGACAUCCGCUCAAAAGACGUCGAAGACCUGUUCUACAAAUAUGGGGCGAUCCGUGAUAUCGAUCUGAAGAACCGGAGAGGAGGACCACCGUUCGCCUUCGUGCAGUUCGAGGACCCGAGGGAUGCUGAGGAUGCUGUUCAUGGGCGUGAUGGUUAUGACUACGAUGGAUACCGCCUGCGUGUUGAGUUUCCAAGAGGAGGGAGGGGAGGCGGUGGUGGUGGGGGCGGCGGAGAAGGAGGAGGAAGGGGAGGAGGAGGUGGUGGUGGUGGGGGUGGUGGUGGUGGUAGUGGAGGCAUGGGACCCCCGAGGGGAAGGUACGGUCCCCCGUCCCGACGCUCUGAGCACAGGGUUAUUGUGUCAGGUCUUCCCCCCAGUGGAAGCUGGCAGGACCUGAAGGAUCACAUGCGAGAGGCAGGUGACGUAUGUUAUGCUGAUGUUUACCGUGAUGGCACCGGCGUAGUGGAGUUUGUGCGGAAAGAAGACAUGGUCUACGCUCUCCGUAAUUUGGAUAACACCAAGUUUCGUUCUCAUGAGGGAGAGACGGCCUACAUUGGGGUGAAGGAGGACGGUCCUCGCAGUCCCAGCUACGGGCGUUCGCGCUCUCGUAGCCGCAGUCGAAGCCGGAGCAAGAGCGGCUCACGCGGCUACUCCCCCCGUCGCAACAGGGCAUCUCCACGUUACUCUCCCCGUCGGUCCCGCUCCCGUUCUCGCUCUCGCACCUAGACUCACCUGACCGUAACCAAAGUAAUGGUGUACCUCGGAGCUGGAGAGGAAAUCUUCACAUCAAAUUACAGAUCAUGUUUGGACUGGGCUCAUGUCUCCCCAUUCCGGAGCUGGAUCAGGAUUCAGGAUCAGAUCAGGAUUAGGAUUAGGCUUCGGGAUGGAUACAUGGAGCAGGAGCAUGGGAGCAUUUUGCAGGGAGAGGAUCCCGACCCCUGGCCCUGUCCACAUAAACGCACAAACCGGAAUCAUAGUCGGCUAUUCGAAGUAAAUUGGCUUUCAAAUUAUCCAAAUAAUUUUUUCCAAUUUCCUUUUGGACCUCAAAGACACAAUUACCGACGGCGACAUGACGAGCGAAUUAUUUUUUCGGAUUUUUAAAAAGUGAAUUAAUAAGAGCAAAGCUUGGAUCAAAACCAAGAAGCGGGCUGGGAAGUGCAGGAUGGAUCAAGACGCAUAAGAAGUGGUAACUAGUGGGCAACCAUUAACAUCGGUGGAGGGAGGGAAGAGGGAGGCGACAAGGGAUUGUGACCUUAACGUGGUUUGUAUCUUUUUCUUAAGUCAGUCUUUCCAGAGAAGGAUGAUUUCUGGUUUAUUUUCUUAGGUAUGAUCUUCAGUAUCUCAAAGCUUUAUUCUCUUUUAAUAAAAGUUUCGAUAACACAAGUAAAUGUUAGUGUUUUUCUUGUUCAGUAUUUUGGAUGCCUCAAAGGGCUUUACACAAAAGCCUACAAAAUCUGUAUGCAUGACAUGCAAUUGUGUUUUUACAUUUUGCAAUAAUGUGUCAGUAUUUAGGUCAUUUAGGAAAAUGUAUUUUGAUUUUAGUAUUAAAUAUCUUUACAAAACUCA
Messenger RNA from Pleuronectes platessa (European plaice), 1890 nucleotides. It is a transcript of the gene srsf1b, whose product is annotated as serine and arginine rich splicing factor 1b. Gene Ontology annotation, molecular function: mRNA binding. Lineage: Eukaryota; Metazoa; Chordata; Actinopteri; Pleuronectiformes; Pleuronectidae. The transcript has 5 exons. The record is from RefSeq and is a predicted model, not a curated record. Bases 259 to 1050 code for a protein of 263 amino acids. Gene Ontology annotation, cellular component: nucleus; ribonucleoprotein complex; cytoplasm.